GCUCUUUUUUCUUCUUCUUUUCUCUUCUCUCUUUUCUUUCUUUGCUGUGUCUGGACUUUUUAUUUUAAGAAGAAAUAGAAAUGACGACCGUAAAACCUAUUAUCAAACUUCCACCCCGUAGUAAAUCAGUCUCAGUUACUCGUUCGCCUAGUAGCUAUCAAGAUAUAACAGCUAACCAUGACUUGUCUUUUGUGUCAAAAGACCUCUUCUUUGAAGAUAAAGAGGACCGUCUUGUUGACUAUGAUAUACAUAAUCUACUACAAGACUAUAAACUAGCACAAAUCAAGAGAGAACGAGGUGGCGGAUAUUUAAGCUUCCCGGAUUCCAAAAUUGCUGAUAGAGUGUAUUCACUUUUUAAUGGUUAUAUGUUUGCCAACCAGACAGUCUUGAAAUUCAAGCUAUCGAGUGAUUCAAAUGAGCCUCAACCCGAAGGCUUAAUUUUGGAAGUAAGACACUUACCUUCCAGAAUUGAUCAUAAUACUCUGUAUGACAUAUUUCGCCCUUUUGGUCCCCUCAAUAUUUGUAAAACGAUUACAGAAGAUGGUGCUCAUAGAGGAAAAGCACUUAUUCAGUUCUUUAGUAAAACUGAUUCAGACGCAGCUGUAAAUGAAUUGAAUGGCAAGGUGAUGGAUGGUAAUGUCAUUCAAAUCACUUCACUUGUAAUGAACAAUUUUGUAUCUGGUCGCUAUCAAGGAAAUAACAACCAACAUGCUUCAGCAGAAAAUAAAGAAGGAGGAAUGGGAGGAGGAACAGGCUAUGUUGAUAUUAUGAACUUAUAUGUCAAAAAUCUCGACCCAACCGUGGAUAAUACCGACUUGUUCAAUCUUUUCCGUAAAUUUGGUCGCAUUGUAUCUGCAAGAGUCAUGAGCAAUCCACAAAACGGACUCUCCAAGGGUUAUGGUUUUGUAAGCUUUGGAAAGCCUGAAGAAGCUGCUUUGGCUCUUCAAGAAAUGAACGGAUAUCAGUUCCGUACAAAACCAAUGAUCAUUGCUUACCAUGAACCCAAGAAGCCUAGACAAGAAAAGUCUUCUUCUACUACAACCUCUUCUUUCCAUUCUCCUCCUCCUAGCGCUCCUAUCGAUUAUGCUACAACUCCCUAUUUUGAGACAAGACAUCCUCAUGAGAGUUCUAUGAAUACACUUGGAAUUGACCAUGUUGAACAUUUAGCUAUCAAUAUGAAGGACCUUUCUGUUGGUGCGCCCAUGCAAAGAAAGCUUUCUGUUGUCGAAAACACAUUCAAUCCUCCACCCAUUCGCAGUUCGCCCCCAUUUGCUUCUCGUCCAUCAUUAGCUUCACUUGCUUCAGGAGCUAGCAUACAACCUGUACCAUCUCAUUUAUACAAAAAGAGAGAAGAGGAAAAGAUUGAAGAAGAAUCUAUUCGCACACUUCGACGCAAAGGAUCUUUGGAAUCUGUCAACUCUAUCAUGACUGAGUCAAGUGCACAAGUUCAACGUCAGCGUAUGACAGAAGCAGUCAAGCAAUGUGGCUCAUAUGGAAGAGAACUUCAUGAUAUUGUCGAUAUGCUCUUAACACUCAAAAGAAAAGAACGAUCGCUUUGCUUAUUUAACUCUGAUUUUCUCAAAGAUAAAAUCAAUGCUGCUGCUGAAGCACUUGAGAUUUGUGAAGAAGACGAAGGUGAACAAGAGAUUAUUCUUACUACAGAAAAGAAGCGAGACUAUAAAGUCGCUGAGAUUAAGCCAAGAGUAUUUGUACCUAAGGGUGCCACAGUCAGUCCUCCUACAUCUCCCCCCAAAAAAAAGUCUAUUACUCCUCCUAUGAGCUACCAACAUACUGAAGACAUAGUCAUUGUGCCUCCACGCAAAUCAAAAGCUAUACCCAUUGUUGCACCUCCUUCUGUAGACUCGUCCAAGGCUGCAGAGAUUAAGGCUUUAUUGAGUUCAUUUGAAGGAAAACUUGUCCAUGAAAAGAAACAACUCUUGGGCGAUCAAUUGUUCCCUUUGGUCAAGGCCACUGGAGUCAGGCAUGCACCAAAAAUUACAAUUCGCUUAUUAGAUACAAUUGAAUUAGAAGAAUUGGCCAAGAUUAUGUUUAAUAAGGAUGCAUUAAAGGUUCAAGUUGACAAGGCUGCUGCCAGUCUGUAGGCUAAUCCCUCAAUUCACUAUUUACCAAUUACAUAUUCCCCCCUCCAACACGCACAAUUUUGUUUGACGUUACAGGAAGAGCGUUGAUUAACUCAUUCUUUUUUUUUAUAAUAUAUAAAUAUAUAC
Messenger RNA from Gilbertella persicaria, 2228 nucleotides. RefSeq lists its product as uncharacterized. Gene Ontology annotation, molecular function: RNA binding. The transcript has 11 exons. The record is from RefSeq and is a predicted model, not a curated record. NCBI's taxonomy places the organism in Eukaryota, Fungi, Mucoromycota, Mucoromycetes, Mucorales, Choanephoraceae. Bases 81 to 2102 code for a protein of 673 amino acids.